CCCAGCGGGCAGGCGGGCAUCGCGCAGCGGCGGCGGCCCCGCGGGGCCCACGGCAGACUCUCUAAGGAUGAAUGGUUCCAAUGUGGCCAACACAGCCCCCCCUGCAGCCCCCCCUGCAAAAUCCAAGGAGGACCAAGUAGUGAAUGGUCAUGACGAAAAGGAGAGCAACCCCUUUGCAGAAUACAUGUGGAUGGAGAACGAGGAGGACUUCAACCGCCAGGUGGAGGAGGAGCUUCAGGAGCAAGAGUUCCUUGACCGCUGCUUCCAGGAGAUGCUGGACGAAGAAGACCAGGACUGGUUCAUCCCGUCCCGUGACCUGCCUCAAGGCAUUGGGCAGCUUCAGCAGCAGCUGAACGGACUCUCGGUCAGCGAUACCACCCACGGCCACAUCUCGGAAGACAUUUUGAGCAAAAGCACCUUAAACCCGGACGCCAAGGAGUUUGUUCCUGGAGUGAAGUAUUGAGCCCUCAGGCAAACUUCAUAAAGACAUUUUUCUGCCCUGGAUGGAUGGGGAAAUGGGGUGGGGGGGAGCGGGACCCACAAGCAGUGGUGGGAAAGAGACUCUGCCAGGGAAUUGGGGGCCUCUUAAGCUACUUAAUCCCUCUUGUCUUGCUGCGUUGGGACAUUUUGCAACAAGCUGAAGAAAAGUAAUGCUGUCCGUGGGACGGGACAAAGGGCACAUCCGGAUGGGCAUCCUAGCCCCCCUGUUUCCUGUUAAACAAUGACAACCUAGCCUGACCACCAGCAGAUUUUCUGCCCAUACCACCCCUGCCCACCCCUUGGUUAGCUGCUUCCCCCAGCGUGAUUGGGACCUUGCCGCAGGGUAGGCAAAGGUGCCCCCACGGCCUCUUCUCGGUGGACGCUUCCAAGCGCAGCAGGCAGGCCAGGCCCUGCGCCUCAACCACGGUGUGCUUCUGCCUCCCCCAGCUUUGGACCAGCCGCUUCCUCUGUUCGCUUUUGCCGGGGCCGAUCCUUCUUCCAGCCGGGGAGGUUGCUGCUGGGUGGGCCGUGGGCUUCCAUGCGAGCUGGGCCCAGCCCCUGGCCCCUUCAGCCUGUCAGGGCAGGAAGCCUGAGCAUUGGUGAGCUCGCUUGAACGUUCCCUCCAUCCAGUGCCAACUCCUGGGGUUCUCCUUUGGAGGAGAGAGGGGCCCUGGAUUUUCUAGGGAAGUUAAUCUGAAAGGGGUGCUGGGCGUCUGGGAAAGCUCUUGGGCACAGCGCUUGCCAUAAUUUCCUGUCCUCCUGUCUCUUCCCCCACCCUCUCAACUUCCCUCUUCCCAAACAAGAAGCAAACUCUAAAACGCAGCUGCGGACUGGCUGAUCAUUUCCCCCCAAGAGACCCCGCUCUUCUUCCGGGGCUUUAACACCGGGCUGCUCGGUUUGCAGGCGGAAGCCCUGUCCUUUCCUGCCUUCCCAUUCUCUUCCUGCCGUUGCUUCCUGCCCCGGUGAAAAGGACAGUCUGGUGCUCGGCAGAUGGGCACGAGGCUCCCCGGGCCUGGACCCGGAGGGUGAAGGGGGCAGGUGGCGGCAAAGCCCAACCCCUGCGAGCUCCUGCCCAAGCUGUGCCUCUUUGCAAAGCAGCUUCGUGGAGGCCGAGAAUGUUUUGUCGUUCUUGAGCUACCUUUCACAGGAGAGCUCCUGCAGGCUGGUGGUGUCAUCUGCCGGGGAAAAGGCAGGCCACACUUCCUGCUCGGUGAGACCUUUUAUGGACCUCUUUGACAAGCAGAGCUUCCCCACCCCAGAGCCCUCCAAAGGGGUUGGGGCAACCCUACCUAGAAUUCUCUGCCUCGGGUCUGGGUUGGGGGCACCUACGCCAGAGAUUUCCCUUCUGCUUCUUCAGAACAGAAUUGGCUUUGUUUUGGGGAUAAUCUGAACAUCCAUUUGUGCAGCCCACCAGCUUGAUUCCAAGAACUUGUUUGUAGGAGAUAAGCUUGUGGUCAGGGUGGCAGGUGAGACCUCGUCUUCCUCUUUGCUUAAUAAUGCGGCUCCUAACCCACCCACCCGCCAGAAAAAACCUUUGCUGAAGCCAGCCUUCCUCAGUCUGGUCUCUUCCAAAUAGCUCCUCGUUCCCUAUCCGUGGGGCUUUAGCUCAGUCCUGUAGAAAGUGCCGGCAGGGGACGGGCACCCCCUGAGCGAGGCUCCUUUUGUGCAGCUCCUGGCCCACGGGACUGAGCUCGGAGCAGCUCUGAAGGGGUCCGGCCUGCCUCUGCCUCCUUCCCAGGAAAAGGGACGUGGAAGCUUGCACAGAGCUGGGGCAACACCCGGAUCUCUUUCCCCAACUCCUUCCAGGAAAUGUUGACAAAGGAAGUCUCAGUGCUGCAGGCAGGAGCAGAGACAUCGCCCCAUUUCCCCCUUGGUGCCCAGUUGUUUGGGGAGAACAGCAGUGGCUCUGGAUUCUGCUUUUAAGCUUUGGAAAAGAUGCGUGGGGCCUUGGGGCUUGCUUUCCCUAGCCUUGUGACAGGCUUGUUGGAUCUGCAGAACAGUUAGAGCAGAUGCGCAAGGCCCUUCUCCACUGUGCAAGCUCUGAUUUCUUUCUGAGGAAGUCUGUGCAAUUAUGCGCCGCCCAUUUUUACAAUAAUGCAUUCUUCAAUAAAUUGAUUUUGAGCUGGG
This is a messenger RNA of Candoia aspera, 2607 nucleotides long. RefSeq names its product poly(A) binding protein interacting protein 2B (gene PAIP2B). Gene Ontology annotation, cellular component: cytoplasm. The record is from RefSeq and is a predicted model, not a curated record. Lineage: Eukaryota; Metazoa; Chordata; Lepidosauria; Squamata; Candoiidae. Gene Ontology annotation, molecular function: mRNA regulatory element binding translation repressor activity. The transcript is spliced from 5 exons. Gene Ontology annotation, biological process: negative regulation of translational initiation. Bases 68 to 463 code for a protein of 131 amino acids.